CCCUGCGAGACGCGCUCACGCUGUCGACCCGAGAGUGGCGUUCCGCAGCAGAGCUGACAGUGCCGGGCUUUUGGAGGCGGACAGCGCGCUCCCGGACCCCGCGGGGGACAGAGAGCAGCAGCGGCGCAGCGGGAGGAUGCGCGGCCAGCGCCAGGGCCGCCGGUGCUGACGGGUUGCAGACGGCCGGCAAGCUGGUUCUCCACUACCUGCGGCAGGUGGUGUGGGGCUACGCGGAGGGGCAGCGCCUCAGCAGCAGCGGCGGCGACGCGCUCAUGGGCACCGUUCUCAGCUUCAGCCCGCGAGAGCGCCGCCCAGUCUACUCGAGCACCGGUUCGAUAGGCGGGGGCGGCGGCGGCGGCGGCAGUAUGGGCGGCAGCAUGGGCGGCGGCGGCGGCGGCGGCGGGGGCGGCGGAGGCGGCUGCGCCGUCAACAACGCCGGCUCCGUCACCGACUUCACGCUCAACAACUACAGCUACGAGCAGCUCAACAACGCCAAGAACCGCGAGAACAAGACCGGCGGCGGCAACAACAACGGCGACAACCCGACGCCCAUAGUCGGCUCGCUGCCCAACGGCAACGCCAACGCCACCACCAACCACAACCACAUCAACAACAAUGAGAACGCGCGCAUCAUCUCCGAGAAGAACGCCCUCGAGAAGAACUUCAAAAAGCACUCGCUCUUCAUCAACGCGCUCAGCUGGAAGCGGUUCUCCACCACCAACAAUAACAAGAAAAAGCUGGACAAUAAGAACAAGAACUUGACAGCUUUCCGGCAACCGCUGGUGGACAAUAUCCACCCGCUGGUGGUGGACAAGAAUAAGAACCUGCAGAAGGCGGCGGGCAUCACCUGCUACUACAACCCUCCGGUGAAGACCCUGAGCGAAGGCAGCAGCUUGCAGCCACGGCCGUCGCUCACCACGACGACCAGCACGGGCACGAGCACCGCGGCGGACGCCGUGCGCGCCAACAACGUCAACAACAACAGCCAGCAGGUGUGCGAGAAGCUGGGCCCCAAGGCGGCGCUGCUCGGCGGGUCGGCGGCGCCAGCGCCACAGCCUCCCGGGCCGCCGCACCACCACCACCACAGCCAUCACCAACACCACCACCACCAGCACCAGCCCGUCCCAAAGAAGACGGUCAUCCAGGCCUCCACGUCGGAGCUGCUCAAGUGCCUGGGCAUCUACCUGCACAACAAGUGCUACCGGCUCAAGGACUUCCAGGCUGGCGACGCCGUCAUGUGGCUGCGAACCGUUGAUCGCAGCCUCCUGCUGCAGGGAUGGCAGGACGUGGCGUUCAUCAACCCGGCCAACGUGGUGUUCGUGUACAUGCUGGUGCGUGACCUGGUGACGGAGGAGAACCUGUCGUGCGAGCACGAACUGCAGGCGGUCGUGCUCACGUGCCUCUACCUCUCCUACUCGUACAUGGGCAACGAGAUCAGCUACCCGCUCAAGCCGUUCCUCGUCGAGGACGACAAGGAGCGCUUCUGGGACCGCUGUCUACUCAUCGUCAACCGGCUCAGCCGCAACAUGCUGCGCAUCAACGCCGAGCCCGGCUUCUUCACCGAGAUCUUCACCGAGCUCAAGGCGUGCGGCGCACAGGUCCAACAACAGCAACAACAGCAGCAACAACUGCAAGAACCUACACCACCACCACCACCCCCUCCACCACCUCCACCACCCCCUGCCCUCAAUGCAUCGGUAGUGCAACUGCAAAAGCAGCAGCAGCAACAGCAACAACAACAGCAGCAGCAGCAGCAACAACAACAACAACAAAAGCAGCACCACCACCACCAGCAACAGCAGCAGUCAAAGCAAUGCCAACAACAGCAGCACCCAGAGGGUGGGGGCCCAGUGGCACUGCCUGCGACUGCUUGACCUCCCACUGGUGGCCAGGGUCCCCAGCAGAGUGUCGUGUUGGUACGCCUGGCGCGCAGCCACUACGUCACUACACUGUGACCUGCGGCAGCCCCCGCUCUCCUCCCGCGCGGGGGCACGGCCCUCUAGCGGCACACGGAGGAGCUCCCUCCAAAACAGCCAACCAGCGGAAAACAGGCCUUUUGUCAACAAUUGCCGCUGAUCCGUCGAUAUACUGAAAUUUAUCUCAAGUAUACAAAUGCGUGUGCCACUCUUUAACAUCAGAAAUUGGGGAAAGUUGCUUUCUUUGCAGGUCACAACUUUUGAAGGUGGACAUUCUCAUACACUGAACUGAAUAGUUCCCCUCUGUCACUUACAUAUCUCAAUCUGUGUAUUGCAUCAUAGUAGCUCUCUUCAGUUCAUACACACUGUGCUUGUGAUGGCUUUAAAUUUUCAUUUUUCAGAAACAUUUCUGAUAAUAUGUGUGAAGUUAAUAGCCAAACUUCCAAGUUUCCUUUCAAUCCAACAUUAUUCGCUACCUAAUGUUUUGAACAAAUUGUGCAUAUCUUCAUUAGGCUUUUUCCUCUGUAAAAGUCAGAUUACAAUUGUGUAAUUGUUCCCUCAAAGUGAUAGUAAUACCAGUCUUGUUUCAGUGGAUUUUCUGAUCCAGAUAUUCAUACAGUGUGUAAACUUAUUGUUUUCUAAAUAUUCUUCCACAAAACAAUUAUCUGCAGAGAUUACAACUUUCCUCACCUGUGGAGAUUGUGGUUUUAAGUUCAUUGAUCUGUGAUGUUCCUGAUGGUUUUGGAAGGAAAUUAACAAAAACAUUCAAUGUUUAUAAGGCACAGAAGAAGUUGGUCUUUCUAAUUUAUUCUAUCCCUGCCAAGUGUUAUUAAAAAUCUGACGUAGUAUUCAGUUGGUAUUUCCUUUUUGAGAAGCUUUUGCUGGACCUGAGGUGACUGUAUUAUGUGGAGGAUUAAUAUGUAAAAAAGUUUGAAAAGGUAUGGGAAUAAAUAGAACUUUAUUUUGAACCACCUAUAAGUGAGCAACAUUUCCAUUCACAGUACAAAAGUCCCUCAUGUGAUUCAGCAUAAUACUAGAGAUUUCUAUACCAGUUAUUGUUUACUGCUUUGUUUCCUAUGGUUCCAGAAUAUUGUUACCAAAAUACUCAGGUAUAUUCACGUUGACAUUAUAUGCAUUUCUCAUCUUCUUCAGGUACUUUGUUCUGGAAGUAGUGUCACAGUUGAAUGAGGUCAUUAUGCCUGCCACUGAACAUUACACCAGCCAGCCAACUUCACCGCUAAAAAAAAGUGAUGUGUUGAUUCCUAUUAUGUCAUGUGUACAGCACUCAAAAUAUUAAAACUGAAGCUGUACAGCUACAUGAAUCAUUCCAUGUGUUCCAUAUGAUGGCAUGAAGGUUGUAAAAUUAUUCAUCCUUUUAAAUGUAAAACAUUGAUAGGACAGCAGUAAAGCAGCAUUGUUUGAAACAUUUAUAUAUGUUGCAUUUCCCAGGAAAAAGAAAAUGAAAUUUUAUAUGACAAUUAUGUUUCCAGGGAAAUAACAUGGCCAACCAGUAGGACACACUAAAACUUUUUAAAGGCAUGGAUAUCAUCCAUGUGCCUUGUGUAACAAUUCUGAUCAGGUUAAACAACAUUUACAGACAUUAGAUCACAUUGAUAUCACUGUUAUUUUCUAUAUUUGAUGAGAACUCCUUCCAGUCUCAAGAUAUUUCUCUCUACAAAGACUUCAGACUUGUAGCUAAUGAAUAGGAAAUUCAUUACAAUAGUGCAGGGUGAACUGAGUGAUUGUUGUUUAAAAGAAUUACUACAAACACUCAGUCAUAAAUGUAGGAUAUAACAGGGACUAUGCUAAUUCAAAGUAUUCAAUUUACAUAAUGUAGUGUAACUACAUUGUGCCCACAUAUCCCUUAAGGGUUAAUGCAGGAACCCUUCUGGAAUGGACUUAAGUGGGCUUGUUGUUGAAUAUUUAACUAAAGUAAAGUAGAGGUAAAUUAAGUUAGUCAUAUAUAAGUAAUAUAUUAAAAGCCUGUAAAAAUUAUUUGCUUGUUUGCCCUUCAAGUUUAAGUGCUUUAGAAUAAUGUAUGUGAAUUAGAUUUUAAGUCUCUUAACAGAAAGAUUAUAUACAAGUAGU
Messenger RNA from Schistocerca nitens (vagrant locust), 4004 nucleotides. It is a transcript of the gene Cdk5alpha, whose product is annotated as cyclin-dependent kinase 5 activator 2. The record is from RefSeq and is a predicted model, not a curated record. The coding region runs from base 273 to 1874 and encodes 533 amino acids. Gene Ontology annotation, cellular component: protein kinase 5 complex; cytoplasm. Gene Ontology annotation, molecular function: protein kinase binding; cyclin-dependent protein serine/threonine kinase activator activity. Lineage: Eukaryota; Metazoa; Arthropoda; Insecta; Orthoptera; Acrididae. Gene Ontology annotation, biological process: activation of protein kinase activity; positive regulation of cyclin-dependent protein serine/threonine kinase activity. The transcript is spliced from 3 exons.